Molecule: messenger RNA, 2464 nt
Organism: Sorghum bicolor (sorghum)
Lineage: Eukaryota; Viridiplantae; Streptophyta; Magnoliopsida; Poales; Poaceae
Product: L-type lectin-domain containing receptor kinase IV.2
Exons: 1
Coding region: 226-2355 (709 amino acids)
Biological process (GO): protein phosphorylation
Cellular component (GO): plasma membrane
Molecular function (GO): protein kinase activity; carbohydrate binding; ATP binding
Source: RefSeq, a predicted model, not a curated record
AUUCCGACCGUGUUCCCAUCACACAUUAAAAAUCACACCAACAGUCAAGAGAUACUGCAGUUUCCACUUUCAGCUAAGCUAGCAACUCCUGAGCAAGACUGCAACCUUGCUGGUAACUUGUGGAGUACUAGUUGUGUAGACGCACCAACCGCGCGCUUUGAAUUCCAAAGUUUUUAGUACAAUCUGUACUGUACGUGUUCUCAUUUCACUCCGUCCGGGUCCGACAUGAUUGAAGCCAAACGCGUGCUACCUCUCCUCUUCCUCUAUGGCCUCCACCUUGCACCCGCCUUUGCCGCCGGCGACUGCAGCAGCGACGGUGACAAGUUUGUCUACUCCAGCUUCGCAGCCGCGAGCCUCACCCUCGACGGCGCGGCCAUGGUGACGCCGCGCGGCCUCCUCCAGCUGACCAGCGAGACGGCGUUGAGCAAAGGCCACGCGUUCCACCCGACGCCGCUGCAACUCCGCGCGCCGCUGUGCGGUGCCCAGAAGAAGGCGGCGGCGGCGGUCCGGUCGUUCUCGGCCUCAUUCGUGUUCGGCAUCGUGCCGGUCACCCCGGGCAUGGGCGGCCACGGCCUCGCGCUUGUCGUCGCCCCGUCCAAGGACCUCUCCUCCGCGAUGGCCAGCAACUACAUCGGCCUCCUCAACAGCUCCAGCAACGGCAGCGUGCACAACCACAUCGUCGCCGUGGAGCUCGACACCAUCCAGAGCCCCGAGUUCCACGACAUCAACGACAACCACGUCGGCGUCGACGUCAACAGCCUCGUCUCCGUCGACGCAGCCAGCGCUGGCUACUACGACGACCGCACCGGCGAGCUGAGGAACCUCACCCUGGUCAGCGGCGAGGUCAUGCGGGCGUGGGUGGACUACGACGGCGACGCCACGCGGAUCGACGUCACGCUGGCGCCGGUCGGGACAGAGAGGCCCAAGAAGCCGCUGGUCUCGGCCACGGUCGACCUCUCGACGGUGAUAAUCGCCGAUGUGGCUUACGUCGGCUUCUCGUCAUCGACGGGCAGGCUGAGCACGCUCCACUACGUGCUCGGCUGGAGCUUCGCCGUGGGUGGGCCGGCUCCGGCCAUCGACAUGGCCAGUCUGCCACCGCUACCUGACAGAAGAAACUCAGGGUCUCGCUCUCGCCCGUCCAAGACCAUGACACUGGCGAUAGCUCUUCCGGUAGCCGUCGGCGCGCUCGCCAUCAUCAUCGCCAUGGCUGCCUGCGUUCUCCUCGUCGUGCGGCGCCGGUACAGGUACAUCGAGUUGCGCGAAGACUGGGAGAUCGAGUUCGGGGCGCACCGGCUCCCGUACAAGGAUUUGUUCCUCGCCACCGAUGGGUUCAAGGACAAGAACUUGCUUGGCUUGGGAGGGUUUGGGAAGGUGUACAAGGGGGUGCUGCCCACCUCCGGCAUGGAGGUCGCGGUGAAGAGGGUGUGGCACGAAUCGGAGCAGGGGAUGAAGGAGUUCGUUGCCGAGGUUGCUACCAUCGGCCGACUCCGGCACCGCAACCUCGUGCAGCUGCUUGGGUAUUGCCGGCUCAAGGACCAGCUUCUUCUGGUCUACGAUUACAUGCCAAAUGGUAGCCUUGAGAAGCAUCUCUACAGCCACGACAACAACACUAGUACUGUACUGAAUUGGGCACAGAGGUUUCAGAUCAUCAAGGGCGUCGCGUCGGGCUUGCUCUACAUUCAUGAAGAGUGGGAGCAAGUUGUGAUCCAUCGAGACGUCAAGGCGAGCAAUGUUCUCCUCGACAGCGAGAUGAAUGCCCGGCUUGGUGACUUCGGCCUUGCAAGGCUGCGUAGCCAUGACACCGAGCUGCUGCAUACCACCGUUGUGGCCGGCACCUUUGGUUACAUUGCCCCGGAGCUGGCGCUGACAGGUAAGGCGUCCCCUCUCACCGAUGUCUUUGCCUUCGGCGCGUUCCUUCUCGAGGUCGUGACCGGAAGAAGACCUGUCGAGGAGACGAUAGAUGGAGAUCGGCUCUUGCUGGUUGACUGGGUGUUCGAGCAAUGGCGCAAGGAUCAGUCACUCAUUGAGGUAGUAGUGGACCCCAGAAUUCAAGGAGAUUAUGACGUGAAUGAGUUAAGCCUGACAUUGAGGGUGGGGUUGCUGUGCUCACAUCCAUUGGCCAGCGUGAGGCCAAGCAUGAGAACAGUGAUGCAGUACCUAGCUGGGGACAUGCCGCUUCCGGAGCUGACGAUGCCGACUCACAUGGGCAUCAUGAGCAUGCUGGCGUUGUUGCAAAGCCAAGGGUUCGACUCAUCUGUCAUGGCCACUUCAUCGUCGUCGUCAUCGUCGAUGAGGAGCUCAAGUACUCUACUCUCUCAAAAGGGAGAUGACAAGAGUAACGUACACGUUCCAUGAAGCCAAGAUUUUCUUAAUUAGGAUUUAUUCAGCAAAAGACAUACACGUACAGGAACUAUAUAUACAGAUUAUAUAGAAGUAUAAAUUACAUUGCUUCUGUUUUUUCUCU